Messenger RNA from Micropterus dolomieu (smallmouth bass), 2001 nucleotides. RefSeq names its product solute carrier family 22 member 6, like (gene slc22a6l). Gene Ontology annotation, biological process: transmembrane transport. The transcript is spliced from 10 exons. The coding region runs from base 1 to 1689 and encodes 562 amino acids. Gene Ontology annotation, molecular function: transmembrane transporter activity. Lineage: Eukaryota; Metazoa; Chordata; Actinopteri; Centrarchiformes; Centrarchidae. Gene Ontology annotation, cellular component: membrane. The record is from RefSeq and is a predicted model, not a curated record.
AUGGCAUUUGGGGACCUCCUAGAGCUGGUGGGCAGCACAGGACGCUUUCAGAUCCUGCAUGUGAUACUCCUCUGCAUACCUGUCCUGAUGAUGGCCAGUCACAACCUGUUGCAGAACUUUGUUGCUGCGGUGCCUCGUCACUACUGCAGUGCACACACGAACCUCUCUCAGUCCCAUCUGAGCCCAGAGGAAACCCUGCUGAUCACAGUGCCGCUAGACCCGACAGGGAAGCCACAGAGGUGCAAGCGUUAUGUUGUUCCACAGUGGCACCUCCUGGCUAAGAAUGGGACCUUCAGCUCAGGGGAGCAAGGAGACACUAAGGAUGGUGCGGAUGCUGACCUGCAGGAAUGUGCAGAUGGAUGGUCCUAUAACAUGACUGAGAUGAGCUCCACAAUCAUAUCGGAUUGGCAUUUGGUAUGUGAUAUGCGCUCUUUGAAGCAAAUGGGACAGACAGUCUACAUGGGAGGUGUGCUUGUGGGAGCGCUCAUCUUUGGAGGCCUUUCAGACAGAUAUGGUCGACGCAUCCUCCUGCUCAUCUCUAACCUGCUGAUGGCAGUGGCAGGAACAUGUGCCGCUUUCUCUACCUCCUUCCCCCUCUUCUGCCUGUUUCGGUUUGGUUGCGGCAUGGCUCUGUCUGGCCUAGGGCUCAACACCUUCUCACUCAUUGUGGAGUGGAUCCCCACUCGUGUGCGAACAGUGGUGGGAACAAUAACUGGUUAUUGUUACACAAUGGGACAAUUGCUCCUGGCAGUCAUAGCCUACUUCAUCCGUGACUGGAGGUGGCUAACCCUGGCUGUGUCUUUGCCCUUCUAUGUCUUCUUUCUCACCUCAUGGUGGUUUCAUGAAUCUCCAAGAUGGUUAGUCCUGAGUAAUCAGUCUGAGAAAGCCAUCAAGAAUCUUAAAAGUGUGGCCAAAUUUAACGGACGCCACGAAGAGGGAGAAAAAAUUAACAUUAAAAUGCUGCAGGAGUCCAUGAAGAAAGAGGUGUCCUGUUCACAGGGCUCCUACUCUGCCCUGGAUCUGUUCCGCACACCUACAAUGAGGACAAUGACAAUCUGCCUCAGUGCUAUUUGGUUAUCAACAAGCUUCGCUUACUAUGGUCUCGCUAUGGAUCUGCAAAAGUUUGGGGUGGACAUCUACUUGAUGCAAGUGAUCUUUGGAGCUGUUGACAUCCCUGCUAAAGUUGUCAUAACUGUGUCUAUGAGUUUUCUUGGGCGCCGUCCAUCACAAUGUGGUGCUCUUAUUGUUGCUGGAGUCACCAUUUUGAUCAACCUGCUGGUACCUUAUGAUAAACAGACUUUGCGCACCUGUUUGGCUGUAUUGGGUAAAGGUUGCCUCGCUGCCUCCUUCAACUGCUGUUUCCUUUACUCUGGAGAACUGUACCCAACUAUUAUCCGUCAGAAUGGCAUGGGCUGGGUAUCCAUGAUGGCUCGUAUAGGAUCCAUGGUGGCCCCCAUGGUGCUUCUCACGGGGGAGUAUUUACCUUGGCUACCAGGUUUAAUCUAUGGAGGAGCUCCAAUUCUCACUGGAGUGGCUGUAAUAUUCCUUCCUGAAACGCUUGGCUCACCCCUUCCUGACACAAUACAAGAUGUGGAGGACAGGGGACCUGGUAGAAGCUCCAAAAUGCCACCAAAGGAAGCAAUAGUCUUGCAAGACACGCAGUCGACUCUCCUAAAGCCGGCUGUCUGAGGGCAUCUGUAUUGUUCUUCUGAUGUUUUUGCUGACAUGUUAAUGAAAGUCGGUGCUGCUUUUUCUCUGGCCUGUUUACUUGUUUGAUUUCCGCAAAGAGUUCAUUGUGGGUUAUGAAUGCUGGAAAAUGGAGCUGGAAAGGUUUUUUGGACAGGUCAAUACAGUGAAAUUAAUAUAUCUGCAAACAAUCAGACCCAUGUUUAUUUGUUAUCCAGUAGCUUUAAGUACUUUAGUCUGACUUUGUACCAAUUAUUGUUUUAUAUUUUACUUGUCUGUGUUAAAUAUUAAUUUCAUAUAAAUUCUACAGUUAAU